AUGAAUGAUGAGCAACAUCGACCAGCAAUUGAUAGAUGUCAACUUUACUGGCGGGGUGAAAGCUUUCUGUCGGUUCACACUGUAUUCAUAGAUUUUACAGUCAUAAUCAAACCCUCAGAUACAGAAGUUAAAAAGUGUGGAUCACUGGGUACGAACACUAAACCCAAGGGCAGACACAGUCGCUGCGUAAAUUUCGAAGAAAAACUGAACCUCACUCUUAACUCGUUGCCAAACAAACAAAGUUAA
Molecule: messenger RNA, 246 nt
Organism: Necator americanus (New World hookworm)
Lineage: Eukaryota; Metazoa; Nematoda; Chromadorea; Rhabditida; Ancylostomatidae
Exons: 2
Coding region: 1-246 (81 amino acids)
Source: RefSeq, a predicted model, not a curated record